AUGCAGCACAAAGAUCAGGUACCAAUACUACUAGAUUGCUAGACUUUCAUUAGUAGACUAAUGACUCCUUUGGGAGCCAGGUGAAAAGGUUAUAGACGCUCAAAGCCGAUCAAUGAUGAGACAAUAGCUGAGCGAUGAGUCAAUAGCGCCAACGGGGAUUUAGCAUUGUUUUUUUCAAGCGUCACGCCUCAAACCCACCUUUACAGCACCUCUCGAUCGACUCAAUGUCCGGCACAGUGUGUGUCCAGAAGGCGUUCGAUUUCGAAAACGAGGCGAGCUAUCAGACGACAGUGGUAGCCACGAAUGCGAGUGAGUUUCAGUUUCGUAUAGUCAAAGGGAAGGGGAGAGAACGAGGAGGAAGGGAAGAGUGAAAUUAUGGGUUAGCACGCUUGAAGAAAUUUUACGAAAAUGUUAUGAGAGUGUUGUUUCGAUGCUCGCACAACAUUUGAUAUGUUUUCUAGACGCGGAAACUUCCACAAGUCUCAUUUCGAUUCGGCUCACCGACGUCAACGACAACUGGCCAAUCUUCUACCCGAACGAGUAUCAUUUGACUUGUCGCGAGGGCCCGAAGCCAUCGGAACCGCUUCUCGUCGUGUCCGCCUCGGAUUCGGACGCCGGACGAUUCGGAGAGGUGACCUAUCAGAUUUUGAGCGAAUCCGCCUCGUUCGCCAUCAAUUCGGUGACUGGCGAGAUUUUUGCAAAGGUUUGGAAAUGCUAAACUUUUGGAAACUGUUCUCCUAUCUCGUUAUUUGCAGAAGGAGCUCUCGCGCGGCCGCUUCCAUCUCGUCGUGAGCUCCAAAGACGGCGGAGGACAAACCGCCGAGAAUGCGGCGAACGUGCACAUUACGGUCAUUGACAGAGACGCCAAGACGCCCGAGUUUAGCCGCGCCAAGUACGAGAUCCGAACGACCGAGGACAUUCUUCCGGGCAUUGCGAUCGGGAGUGUGGCGGCCGUGUCCGACGGACCGAUCCGCUACUCGAUCUAUUCGGGCGAUCCGGAGCACAACUUUUCAAUUGACGAGGACACUGGCAAGAUCUAUGUGACACGCUACCUGGACGCCGAUGUUCACGACUCCGUGCUGCUGAACGUGCAGGCCACGAUGGACGGCGGACAGACGAAUCAGACACAGGUGCUCAUUCGCAUCGACGAUCACAACGACAACGCGCCGGUGUUUGUGAGCGGUGGCACGAUCGAGAUUACGGUGCGAGAGGAUACGGCGGUGAACGAGCCGUUCUAUGUGGUGCACGCGAGUGAUAGGGAUAAGAAGAAGAACGGACAGGUCAGGUACUCGAUCGUGUCCUCGCAUCCCGGCAGCUCGAUCGAGAUCGAUGCCGACUCGGGACAACUGUUCACGACGUCGCCGUUCGACUACGAGUCUGUGCGCGACUUCAAAGUGCGCAUCAAGGCCAACGACAUGGGCAUCCCGACGCGAUCCUCGAACAUGACCCUCUUCGUGCACGUCUCCGAUGUCAACGACAAUGCGCCGACGUUCGACAAGACUCACUAUUUUAUGGAGAUUGUGGAGAACUCGCCGCCGAAGACUAUCGUCGGCAAGGUGAGAGCCAGCGAUCGGGACAGUCAGGAGAACGGACAGAUCGGCUAUCGCGUCACCAAUGGAUCCGAGUAUUUCGGUGUCGACGAGAAGUUGGGCACAAUCUACACGAAACGAAGUCUCGAUCGAGAGGUGAUUAGCCACGUGGAUGUGAGUGUGGUGGCCGAGGAUCGCGGCAGUCCGUCACGAUCCGGAUCCGCGAAUGUGCGCGUGAAUGUGCUCGACGUCAACGACAAUCCGCCGUCGUGUCACUCGAUCACGCCGAUCGUAGUGCCCGCGAAUGCUCCCUCCUCCACGGCGAUCGGCACAAUUGUGGCCACCGACGCCGACAAGGGUCUCAAUGGAUCCGUGCUCUAUCGGGCUCAACUCCAGAGCCAGCUGUUUGUGAUCAAGGCCAACGGAGACGUGUACCUCCGACGACAGCUCAACGCCUCCGAAGAGCAUCAUCAGCGGCUGUCGGUGAUCGUGUCGGAUCAGGGAACGCCGCGGAAGAGCACCGUCUGUCAUGUGGCGGUCCGAGUGGCCAAGGGCUCGUCGAGCAUUGUGCUCCACGAGCCCGUGCAGCGAUUCGUGCCGAUUCCGGCGACAUGCGGCCGCUCCAACUCCACGUGCCGGCUCAUCGGAUUCAAUGCGACCGGCGUACACUCUUGGCUCAUCCAGAGCUCCGAAAUCUCCAACCACUUUGCCAUCCGCGACGGCGUUCUCUCGAUGACUUCGAUGCCCGCCCACCGGCCGCCGUACUCACUCGUAGUCGUCCUUUCGGACGUGAACGGCCGUCAGAAAUCGGUGCAAAUGAGGAUUGUGGCGACGGGAGAGACGGCGAACAAGGAGGAGACGAUCCGACUGCUCGACACCACCGGCAUCGGCUCCAAAAUCGGACGGCUCGGCGAGAAAUCCGCCGACGCCACCUUCUUCUAUCGAUUCUCCGAGACGAACGAUUCGAAUUGUCCGCUGGAGUUGGAUCAGACCGGCGGCGUACUGUACUUGGCCGACGGGAUCCGCGGCGGAAGGUACCAGGAGACCAACUUCUCGUGCUUCUUCGAAAAGUUCAACACGACCGACGGGAGUGCCGAUGAGAUGCGCGUGGAUUUGGAGGUGAGCACUCAAAUCAUUCAUAAGACAGUUAAGAAGACUUUGUACAAAAAAGUUGUCAACUAGAAUAUUAUAGUUCCAGGUGUGUACUUUAAUUUUGUAGUUGAUCACUUUUUGAUGCGAUCACUCUGAAGAGUACUGUAGCUCUUGAAAAGAAGCGCACUUGGGGCCGUAAGUAGUUCGAACUUCUAGGAGCUACAGUAGUUUUAGAAGAUUUUGUACAAAAAAGUUGUCAACUGCAAAACUACAGUACUAGACAUUUAGUUUAAUUGUGUAGUUGACAACUUUUUGAUGCGAUCACUCUGAAAAGUACUGUAGCUAGAAGUAAGUAGAAGUAAGGACUACUACUGAAUAAAACAAAAAGGAUGUCAACUAGAAAUGAAGCUGAAAAUUUCCAGAUAUCGCGUUCGAAAAGCGACAAGCCGUUCUUCGAGACGGCUCAUCUGACAGUACGUAGCCGCGAAGACACGCCCACCGGAAGCAUCGUGACGACGGUGAACGCGACGGCGAACGACGAUUCGACGAGUCCGAUCAGCUACCGGUUCACCUCGCAAAUCGACACGUUCGCCAUCGACCAAUUCACCGGCGACAUCACUCUAAUCGAGAAUCUCCACUGGCACGUGAGACCCGUCCAUCAGCUGCUCGUCGAGGCGUUCACGAGCGGCGUGUCGACGACGAUCCUCGUGACGGUCGAGGUGGAGGACGUGAACGAUCACUCGCCGUUCAUUGUCAGUCAGCCAGCGGUGCUUGUGCCCGGAUCCUACCGCAGAGGGACCGUCGUGCAUACCGUAGUCGCGAUGGACUUGGACCGCAAUCCCGCGAUUAGGUUCACGUUGAAACAGCCGUCGGAGAACUUCUCAAUCGACAUGGACUCUGGAGAGAUCUCGAUUCUCGGUGCGGAUUCGGAGGAGCUCGAGGAGACGGUGAUCGUCCGGGCUGCUGACGUGGCGGACGACACCAAAUUCGACGAGCAGAAGAUUCUGAUCAGAGCUUCCAAUAGCUCCAAAAAGCAUUGGCACUUUUUUGACGUGCAGAAGCAGACGGUGGAGUUGGAGGCGGAUAGUCCGAAGGAUGCGGUCGUGGCGACGUUCCGAAAUGGGGAUGAGCAAGAAGAAGGUGUGAAGCUUCGAAUCAUCCCUAGCUCCCAGUUCUUCGAGCUCCGCGGCUCGCAAGUCGUACAAUCCUCCGUGAAUGUGGCCAGUCAAAAUCACGUCUUUACGAUUCUGGCGGAAAACGAGGAGGAGAACGUCGACUGGACAGUUUUAGAGGUGCUCGUGGCUCCGAAGUUUCAAGAGCCGCCGAAGAUAUCGUCGACUUCAUGCGGCGCGGUCGUCGUUGACGAAAACGUCGCGUACCGCGCAUUCAAGAGAGUCAUGGCCACGGGGACGAGCGAGCACGCGAGCUUUCGGUUUCAAGGCAAAUCCGACAAGUUUACGAUCGAGCCAAAGUCGGGCGUGAUCUCGGUGGCGCCGCUAGACCGUGAGACCGCCCAGGAGCACCUUCUCGUCGUGAUUCUCACCGAUGCGGGCCGCAACGACUCGUGUACGGUUCGUGUUUCGGUUGGCGAUCUCAACGACAACAAGCCGGUCUUUGACGCGGCGACACCCACGCAUCUUCACGUGAACGAGUCGAGUCAGACGGGCGACGUGCUGUUCCGAUUCGCCGCCUCCGACAUGGACAUUGGACCGAACGGAAAGAUCUCGUUCGAGCUCGUCGACGACGAGUCGAAGGCGUUGGACGUGGUGCCGGAGACCGGCGCGCUGGUGAUCCGUCGAGCUCCCCGCAAAUCGAAUUGGACCAUCCGGAUCCGCGUGUUCGAUCAAGGCACCCCGUCGUUGGCUUCCGAACUCAGCAUCCAAGUGCACAACUCGAUGAAGCUCGUCGCAGAUUCGCCACAAGACGUUCAGUUCCUGCGACAAUCCUACGUCGCCUCGAUCGACGAGAGUCUGCCACGUGGCCAGUUUGUCGGAAAACUCGAAGUGUCUUCCGAAGACGUCGGCAUCGCCUACUCGAUCGUCGAGGGCAACGUCGACUCGGCGUUCUCAGUCGACGCGGAUGGAGUCGUCCGAACCAACUUGGAGUUGGACAAGGAGAUUGUCGAUCGGUACAGUCUCAAGAUUAUCGGAAUCGGAAAGGAAGUGGUGGGACAGAUUGCCACUCGGAUGGAUGUUCGCGUCAACAAUCUCAACGACAAUAUCCCGAGCUUCCCGCAAAGCAAGCCGCGUAGAGUGGCCGAGACUCUGAAACCUGGAAGUUAUGUGGCAACGAUCGGAGCUCGCGACGUCGACCACUUGGCUCCGCUUCAAUACUUUAUCGAAGACUCUUCCGGAACGUUCUACAUCGACCGCUUCACCGGCGUCAUACAUCUGGCGGCGCCGCUCGACUACGAAACCGCCCGCGAGCAUCUUCUAAAGCUUCGCGUCAGCGACGGUCUCUUCGACACCUACACAAAUCUGACCGUCUUCGUGUCGGACGUCAACGACAAUCGGCCACAGUUUGCGAAACCGUUCUACUCGACGCGCAUCUCCGCGCAGACCUACUCGCCCGACGUGCCGUUCGCCACAAUCGAGGCCAACGAUCCAGACUCGUCGGCAACGAUUUCCUACUCGGUCGACUCGAACAUCUUCAGAAUAUCGCCGGCGGACGGCGCUCUAUUCCUGAAACUCCUUCCGCCGUCCGGCGAACGAUAUGUGAUUACGGUGACGGCGACGGACGGCGGCGUUCCGAGCCUCUCGGCAAGUGUGCCGGUCAGUGUGAGCAUCGGAGACAUCGCGCCGCCCACCGAGAGACCCGUCUUUUCGACCGCCGAGUUCCGAUUCGAGGUGCUUGAAAACGCGAAAAUCGGCCUUCAAAUCGGCAACCUAUCCUCCGACGAGAGCCGCGAGCUCUACUACCGUAUCCCGUCGGAAGCAGCCGCCGCCAAACUCUUUCGCAUCGACGCGUUCGGACGGCUCUUCGUGGCGGGACCCAUCGACCGCGAGCUCCGCGCCUCCUACGAGUUUGCCGUCGAAAUCGACACCGACGUGACGUCGUUCAACCAGAAGUCAUCGCAGACCGAGCUCAAGAUCCGUGUAAAUGUGCUGGACGAGAACGAUAACGGGCCACAAUUCGUGUCGGCCGUUUCGCAAAUCCAGCUGAAGGAUUCUAUGAUUCACGGGCAAACGAUCGCGAAUCUACUGGCCGUGGAUCCGGAUUCCGACGAGAACGGACGUGUCACGUACCGUAUUCUCACCGGAAACGACUACAACAUUGUGGCGCUGAAUCCGGACACUGGCGCCGUUCAGUUCAACGAGUGGAACGACGCGCAGCUCGACGAGCAUCCCAACGCCACGUGGCAAAUCGUCGUGGAGGCGCGCGAUCACGGCCAUCCGUUCCGCAGCUCGUUGGCCACGAUCGUAGUCUCGCUGAAGAUGUCGGCGUGGUCCGGCUCGGCGCCGUUCUUCGUGCUGCCCAGCUACGAAGUGCACGUGCUCGAGGACACGCCCGUCAACACUGUGCUGCAGAGAGUGCGCGCGAGCAACCGACUGGGAAUCGAGAGCCGCGGAGGACUGUUGUACUCGCUCAAAGAGCAUCACGGCAAGAUGAGUGUCGACGUGAAAAGCGGAGAGCUCACGCUCAAAAGCCAUCUGGACUGGGAGUCCGAGCCGCUCAUCUCGAUGUUUCUUUCGGUGUCCGACGGCAACGGACGGUCCGCCGUCGUGCCGUUGAAGAUUAUUGUGGAGCCGGUCGACGAGUUCGCGCCGGUCUUUACAAAGCCCUCCUAUACACUACAGGUACUGUUACUGUUGAAUUUCUACUCCAAUUUUUGAAUUCAGAUUCCGAUUUCCACGUCGUCUGGCGAGGCGGUCGGGCAGUUGGAGGCGAUUGACGAGGACGGCGGAGCGCAUGGAGUCGUCAAGUACGCGAUUGCGGACCGCCAGAGUACGGUGACGAUCGAGGAGCUCACGGGCAUUGUGAGUUGGAUUCAUAGGUCCCUAGAGAGAGCAAAAAAGCUAUCAAAAUUUCAGAUCCGUCUCGCCAAAUCGGUGUCCGCCCUCCGCCGCAACCUCACCACCGAACAGAUCACCGUCGUCGCGUUCUCCAGCCCAUCGAAACAGACCAAAACGACCGUAUACCUGGAAAUUGGCGCGUUCGAGACGCAACCCACGCUGCCACGCCUUCUGCUCCACUCGAAACCCGUUCAAAUCGCGCUCGCCUCCCUUCUCCUCCUCCUCACCCUCCUGAUUCUCGUCAUUUGUGUGUGUAUGUGUAGAGGACGUCGUCGGAAAGCGACGGAAAAGCCGCCGCGGAUCGACGCGAUGACGUCGUCGUCGGAUCGGCGGAAUGCGGCGGAAAAGUGUCGGCCGACACUUCAGAAGCAGGUGUACUCGGUGAAGACGGGCGAAAUCCGAACGUUGAGCGGAGAGGUGAGCUCUAAGAGGACGAUUGGCCUGGCGGGACCAGGUCCCGGCCAUCCGGACAAAACAAGUUCACUGACCUCGUCGGUUUCGAUGGGCUCCGAGGCGUUGCGGAUGGUCCGAGGCAGCUCGCGGAGCCAAAUGGAUUCGGGCAUCGACCCGGACACCGUGUCGAUCAACAGCUCCAUCACCGAUUAUCUCGUGUCGCUGGGCGUCAACGCGAAUCCGAUUCCGCCGAGAAUCAGGUUAGUUUUCUGGGUUUUCAUGAGAAUUUUCGAGAAUCUCAAGCCUUUUUUCAGCAAGUACUGGUAUUAUCCGACUGUAAGUUAGUACAUAGAUCUCUCCCUCCCAUUAGUCUAUGCAAAUGAAAAUGAUCAGUGUUAGACCCGGAGCGUCGAAUUUCAGGCCCAACACGACGUACGAUUCGCUGAUGAACGAGUACAUUUACGCGCGCGUCGAGGACGUUCUACCGCCCGGACCGCUCAAUUUCACGACGGCCAACCAGCACUCGCUGCUCAGACAACCGCUUUCGGUAAGUUUUGCACAAUCUUGACACCUGCUACUUUGUUUUUGCACUCUACACUUUUUCUGUACGACCACUCACUGGAGUACGGUAGCUCUGGAAAGAUUCGAAAGCACUUGGAAGAGUGCCAGUUCCUCAAAAGGCUACAGUACUCUAGGAAGUGAGUGUAGAGGAAAAUGAUCAAUCACAAAAUUAAAGUACACGACUGGUACGACAUUUUUGUAGUUGAACACUUUUUUCUACGACCAAUUCCUAAAGUACUGUAGCGCGUGGAAGAUUCGAGUGCACUUUGAGCACUUUUAUCUAUCUUCGCAGAGCUAGAGUACUCUUAGAACAAGUUCGAUCGAAAAAUGUUCAACUACAAAGUUAAAGUACAUGACUUGUACGUUAUUUUUCUAGUUGACAACUUUUUGAUCCAAACAUUCCCGAAAGUGAUAUAGCGCUUAGAAGUUCCGGGACCAGUCCUGACUUCCAAGAGGUACAGUAGUCUUGAAAGUGGUCGUAGAGAAAAAGUGUCAACAGCAAAAAUAAAGUACAAGGUUUCAAAAAAGUGGCUAACCGUCUACAAAAGCCACAGAACGACUUCUAAAUCCGAUUUUCAGACGGGAAGCAUCGCGUCCCGCCGAGCGCCCAUUGUUCCGUCGUUUGAGCCGCUCACCGAAAUCUUUAGCGAAAUUGUGGAGAUGCGCAAAAGCGAGCAGCGCAAAGAGUAUGUACAAGUCGAAAUUUGA
Molecule: messenger RNA, 8296 nt
Organism: Caenorhabditis sp. 36 PRJEB53466
Lineage: Eukaryota; Metazoa; Nematoda; Chromadorea; Rhabditida; Rhabditidae
Source: the annotation of a GenBank genome assembly